UUUAAAAUGUUAUAAUGUUUGCUGGACAUUGUUUAAUGUUUUUCUAUGUUACAUUUUCAAAAUUGCAAUAACAUCGGAGUGUCUAUUUAUAGCCCGUCGUGUAUAACAUGGAAAUGUAAAGCACUACUUAAGAUGAUCAUGUAAGCUACUAUGCUGUGUUGACGUCACUCUCAAGGCUUCUUCCACACACAAAUGCGCUCUCAAGCUCUCAGGAGCUCUGAAGAGGUGGCGAACUCGAGAUGUGUGCGCCUCGCCGAUGAACGCAUCCGCAGCAGGGAGAUGCUCUCUUGGUAAAUGUUAGCUAGCUAUUUAUUAAAUACUCAGGUAGUAUUUCAGGAUAAGAUUAACUUCUUUUUUUUUUUUUUUUUCAUUUUUGACUGCAUGUAGAUCACUUGUUUUAAGAGUCUGCAAAACUCUUUCAUCUUUACAGUUCACUUCUGCAGUUGGCGUUAGUGGCAGACUUUAAUUUAUAUCAGGCAUCCUCCGAAAUGACCAACAAGCUUAACCUACACGCUUAACCUACAUAUCUGUUUGAGAUGGACUGGGAGGCUUUUUAUUCGGGCUGCUGAGCCCAGCAACUUUAUUCUCGCGCUGUGAGGACGCUCGUGAGGAUUUGACCACAGCAUUAGAUGAAGCAUCAAUUGCGACUCUUCACAGAACUUCUCGUGAAUGGCAUGGUCCACGCUCAGGUGUGGGGAAGAUCCGAAGGAAUUUUCUCAAUGCACCAAGUAUGCAAGAACAUAAUAUCAGCUGAAGAGUGUUAAGCAAAGAUGUUUUCUGAAGAAGCGAAUUUCAGUUACACUUCGAACGGCACGGAUGAUGACACGUUGUCCGCGCAAGAUCAAGAUUGGAGCGACACUCCUGCUGAGAAACUGUCACGGACGGGACACAAUGUGGUCGCCGUUAUUUUGGGAUCUAUUCUGGUGUUCGGGAUCCUAAACAAUUUAAUCGUCCUCGUUCUGUUUUGUAAAUUCAAGACUCUGCGGACUCCCGUGAACAUGCUUCUGCUCAACAUCAGUGUGAGUGACAUGCUCGUGUGUCUGUUCGGCACCACGCUCAGCUUCGCGGCCAGUAUCCGCGGCCGGUGGCUGGUGGGGAGACACGGGUGUAUGUGGUACGGAUUCGUCAACUCAUGCUUUGGGAUUGUAUCAUUGAUCUCUCUGGCAAUCCUUUCGUAUGAUCGUUACAGCACUUUAACUGUUUACAACAAGAGAGCCCCAGACUACAGCAAACCCUUGUUGGCUGUCGGGGGCUCCUGGCUCUACUCACUGUUCUGGACGGUUCCCCCCCUGCUGGGCUGGAGUAGCUAUGGACUGGAAGGGGCAGGAACCAGCUGUUCGGUCACAUGGACCGCCAACACUCCUCAGUCACAUUCCUAUAUCAUCUGCCUGUUCAUUUUCUGUUUGGGAAUCCCCGUGCUGGUCAUGGUGUACUGUUACAGCCGGCUCCUCUGUGCUGUCAAACAGGUAGGGCGUAUCAGGAAGACAGCAGCAAGGCGGAGAGAGUACCACAUUUUAUUUAUGGUCAUCACUACAGUGGUGUGCUACCUUUUGUGCUGGAUGCCUUAUGGGGUUGUUGCAAUGAUGGCCACGUUUGGACGUCCCGGGAUCAUCACACCCAUUGCGAGCGUGGUGCCGUCCCUCCUUGCCAAAAGCAGCACAGUCAUCAACCCUCUUAUUUACAUCCUUAUGAACAAACAGUUUUACAGGUGUUUCCUCAUCCUGUUUCAUUGCAAACACAGCUCUCUAGAGAAUGGACAGUCCUCUAUGCCUUCAAGAACUACUGGCAUCCAGCUCAACCGAAGGGCUUACAGCAACACAGUCGCUGGCAACGAACCUACUUCCAUUGGUCUCCAGUGCAAUGAGUGCAGCACCCCUGUCUCGGGCUGAACCAAUACACACACAAAAAAAAAAAAAAAAAAAAAAAAUCACACAUCUCUACGUUCCAGCUCCACACUACCCCAGUCUAAGCCUGGCAUACAUAGUGUCCCAAAUGAUGACAAAAUCGUCUGUGUAGUGUUGUUGAGUGCCUACCAAUCAAACGCUGAAAAUCAGAACUGUAGCAAAGUGAUCUCUAUCGUCGUCUUUGUGAUGACCUAACACACCAUUUUCAAUUGGUAUUUGUAUGUGACUUGUCAAUAUAAAUGUUACAAAGAGCGAGAAAAGUGCAACCAGCUACUGGUGACUUGUUAAAUUGGAUGUUUAGAUGCUGCAUUACUUCUAAAUGUGCUUGCCUCUAUUUUGUCUGUAUGUUCCCAUCCCAACCCAUUUAAGGCCAGGUCUGAAUUAGAUGUUGAAUAAAGCUGUGAAUGUAAAGGAAAAACCCCUCAAAACUGGUAAAAUCCUCCACCCAUGACUUCUUUGUAUUCUGUUUUUACCCUAAUCUCACUGUUAGCUGCUGGAGAUCAAGGAUCAUGACAUGUGGAUCAUUAGUCACAUCAUUGCUUGAGAGUAGUCCAGUGAUCCAAAACAGUAUCUCCAAACUUGGUCACUAGUGGUGAUGUUGAAGGAAUAGUUUAAUAGAAGGAAAAUCCUUCUUUCCAAACUUGACGAUUCUUUUUUCUUCUGCUGAGCACAGAUAAUUUAAUGAAUAUCAGGUUGGGUGAAUUCAGUACAAUGGCAACCAUGCGGCUCACUGAACAUUUCCGACCAUUUUUGGUGAAAAACUCCCCAAUAUUAAAGCAGCUUUAAGUGGCAUCAAAGGACUUCUAAAUUUUAAGGACCUUUUGGAAGGCCGCUUUCAUUUUGUGUCCUUCAUUCAGCUUGUUUUAAAGGAUGUUUUCAAGUAUAUCCUGCAUAUCACCCAUAAUCCUUUACACAAAAAGGAGUUGUCACUGAGCUUGUCUAAUGUAAGAAAGAUUUUGGAGAUAAAAGCAUUGUUUUUUUGUUUUGUUUUGUUGUAAAUUAAUCACAUAAUGCUACAUUUUGUUCCCAGAUGAAUAAAGAAAUUCUGGAACGUGGUUUUGGAGUUAAUGAUGACAAUAUUCCUUUACGUCAAAGCUGUAAUCGUAAACGUAAAGGUACGAUCCAAUAUUGCACACUCAAAACAAUGAAAGAGGACAAAAAAAGAUAAACAUUUUUCAACAUUAGGACCAGCAAAUAUUGGAUUGUGCCUUUGAUAGAUAAUGACGUUUGAUGGGUGUAGGAAUGGUGAUCGUCUGUUUGAAAGCCAUCAACUUGUAUUAACAGCACCGAUUUACACAGAUCUUGAUUAUAUGUCAAUCAUACGAGAAAAUAAACCAACUACCCACAAUUAUACUCACUGUCACAUUUGUUCAUUUGCUUGUGUGCCUCUCUUAGAUGUUUAGUUUUAAGCCAAACCUCCAUUCAUUCAUUAAGAUUCAGCAGUGCACUUGCAAAGCAAAGGAGACAACAACAAAGUGUGUGUAUGUGUGUGUUUUCUGCUGCCACGGGCACUGUUUCUGCCAGUACAGCCUGCGGCAAGGUAAGUAUCCUCUAGAAAUGUUAUGGAGAGUUUACUUUUUCCACUCUGAUUGAAAUAAUCCCUUCAUGCACCCGAACUGGCAUCUAUCAAAGUGAUUUAACUGAGUAACACAUUUCAGUAUUUGCACACACACACACACAUUCACACAUACUGCACUCUUCAGUCAUAAAUGAAUUCAAGAGGAACAGUGAAUACAAACAGACAUAAUUAUCAUUUGUAAGUCAGCAGAUACUCUGGA
Megalobrama amblycephala (Wuchang bream) is the source of this 3682-nucleotide messenger RNA. It is a transcript of the gene tmtops2a, whose product is annotated as teleost multiple tissue opsin 2a. Gene Ontology annotation, molecular function: G protein-coupled receptor activity. Lineage: Eukaryota; Metazoa; Chordata; Actinopteri; Cypriniformes; Xenocyprididae. Gene Ontology annotation, biological process: G protein-coupled receptor signaling pathway; visual perception. The record is from RefSeq and is a predicted model, not a curated record. Gene Ontology annotation, cellular component: photoreceptor outer segment; membrane. The transcript is spliced from 4 exons. The coding region runs from base 771 to 1889 and encodes 372 amino acids.